Molecule: messenger RNA, 966 nt
Organism: Anopheles marshallii
Lineage: Eukaryota; Metazoa; Arthropoda; Insecta; Diptera; Culicidae
Product: luciferin sulfotransferase-like
Exons: 3
Coding region: 1-966 (321 amino acids)
Biological process (GO): sulfation
Cellular component (GO): cytoplasm
Molecular function (GO): sulfotransferase activity
Source: RefSeq, a predicted model, not a curated record
AUGUUUUUCGAAUACGCGGAAAUAACGGAUCCACUGUAUGUGGAGAAUAAAGAGCAAACUUGUGAGGAGGACUACAUCAUGGUACGCGCGAAACAAUACGGUGAUGUGCCAAUCACCAUUCCCAACUGGGAACCACCGGCUCAUUGCUACACGAACAGAUUUCAGCAACACGAGAAAGAUCUGCUCGACAUCGAAGUGUUUCCAGAUGAUGUGUGGGUCGCAUCGUAUCCAAAGAGUGGGACCACAUGGUGCCAGGAGAUGGUUUGGUUGAUCUGCAAUGAUCUGAACUUUCAAGCGGCACGUGCAGAAUCACUGCGAACGCGGUUCCCCUUCCUGGAUGUUAGUUUAAUUCACGACGCCAAGAUGAACUCGUUCGAACGUGUGCGACAGACACCUCGGCCACGAUUCAUUAAGACACACCUGCCAGUAUCGAUGCUACCGAAACAGUACUGGAGUGUAAAACCGAAAACCGUUUACGUUAAACGCAACCCAAAAUCGGUGGCCGUUUCGUACUUUCAUCACUCUCGCGGGAUCUUCUACCGCGGUACAAUGGAUAUGUUCGUGCGAUCGUUCGUGCGUGAGCAUCAGUUUUAUUCACCGUACCAUGCGCACGUAAUUGAGUACCAUGAAUUACGAGAGUGCGACAAUAUUCUACACCUUGCGUACGAAGAUAUGAAGCGUGAUCUUCCGGAAGUGGUUAGAAAGGUGUGUCAGUUUUUUGGAAAGUCCUACAGUGACCAGCAGUUGAAGGAACUGUACGAGCACCUCUCGUUUAAGUCAAUGCGCGAGAAUAAAGCUUGCAACUACGAAGAUGCAAAUCAACCACGAGAAGAAGGGGAGCGAUUUAUUCGGAAAGGUGAGAUGGAGAGUUGGAAACAGGAGCUGACCAAAGAACAGAUUGAAAUACUCGAUCAGUGGACUAUAGAGAAAACUCCAAAUACUCAACAUAGGAAAUUGUUCGAAUGA